AUGGAGUACGAGUACAUACGUGUUGCUAGCUGGAUACCUUUGAUAGCAGUACUGUCCUGGACCCAAGCUACUGGACGACCGUGGCUGACAGGAUUGCCGAUUGUGCUCCUCCGAAUUAUCUCGAGCUACUGGGAGCAGAUCACUUCAGCCUUGGCCGAUCCCAACUACCGCUUCCUUAUCAUCGUGGCCCUCCGCUAUUACCGACUUGUUGGCAAUUUCCUUGCCUACUACAUUCUCUACGAACCAGACCCAAUCCCAGCCAACCCUACUGUAACCGCGAAGAACGUUCACGUUGUGCUUCCUACCAUUGACCCUGGCAACGAAGCCUUCGUAAAGUGCGUCCAGAGUAUCCUUCGGCAUUCCCCUGGCUGGUUGACCGUUGUCUGCGGAGGCGAGCAACAUAAACAAAAGGCAGCCGAGCAAGUCGAUCAUGCGCUAAACCACGCCACAAAUCACCCUACCUUCAUCACGAUAGACCACAUCCCAUAUGGUCACAAGCGUCAGCAGAUGUGCCAUGUUCUAGAUCGAUUGGCCGAACACAAAGAUCAGAAUAGGGACACUAUUGUGGUCUUCGUGGACGACCACGUGUGGUGGAAUGGUGAUCGUUUCCUUGAACAUCUCCUAGCACCACUUGAGGACGAGCAUGUAGCUCUUGUAGGCACCAGGAAGCGAGUUGCGCGGGACCGGGGACGUGGCUUCAAGGACUCUUUCAUCAACUUCAUUGGCUCAAUCUACCUGGAACGCCACAACUUCGAGUGUUCGGCUGCAAAUGCGAUUGAUGGAGGUGUCAUGGUCAUCUCGGCUCGUACUCUAGCGAUACGUGCAAGAGUCGCUAUAGAGGAAGAAUUUCGAAGAGGCUUCACAAACGAAAGAUUCUUCUUCAACCGCUUCGGCCCACUCAACAGUGACGAUGACAAUUACAUCACUAGGUAUGUGGUUAAGAAGAGGCUUGGCAUCAAAUUCCAGAACGACACCAAGCACGAGGAGAUUAUGUAUACCACCUUGGGUAUUGAUGGAUGGGGCAAGAUUUGUGGCCAAUUUGACCGUUGGGCACGAACACAAUGGCGAAGUAAUGCUACCUCAUUAUUCCGAGAUACUACAGUCUGGAUAGAUCACCCCUGGACGUCACUAACAGUCUAUCUCACAUGGUUUUUUAAUUUCGCCGCUAUUUGGGAUCCUCUCAUCGUCUACACCUGGUACCAUUCAACAUAUCAGAAUGUCCAGUGGUAUCACAUUGCAGCAAUAAUUUUGGGGUCGAAGAUGAUCAAGUUGUAUCCCUACUUCAGACGACACCCUGAGGAGGUCUUCUACUUCUUCCCUCUUUACAUUGUCUUUGGCUAUUGCCAUUCUUGGGUCAAACUGAAGGCUCUGUUCACGUUUUAUAACAUCCGGUGGUCUGGCAGACCAACGACAGAUGAUGGCACAGUCCUCGCUGCUACCAACGAUGAUGAUGACGACAACGACAAGCAGCAUAAUACGCCGAUCUCGCCAUUGUCACGUCGUGCCUCGAGUUUUACUGAUCGUCGAUCCUCCUUAUACGACCCGAGACGGCAAUCAGACUCAAAAUCGCCGAGCUGCAAUACAUUUCUGCAGGCACUGUUGCAUCGAGCCUCUGUCUCUUCAGGUCGAUCUGCAACAGUCAGUGCUCUACGUGGCGGGGAAAGCACUUCACUCCAUAUGCCACCACUCACGCCUUCUGCUUCAAGAGAUAGCACACCGUUCAAUCGUCGAGGUUUGAGGUCAGACGGUCCCCCGACGCGAUCUACUAGAGAUGGUUACGGUAGUAGACUAAGUAGUGGCGUCGUUCCACCCAUGCUCUCACCACGAUCACCACUUCGCAGCAGAGGAAAUCCGGGUGUUCAUGGCCCGCCUGCACCAACACCACGACCACGACCACGACCACGACGAACGUCUUAUGACCGCGUUCGAUCGACACGUUUUUCGUGGGACGACGACAUGGAUCAUUUCGUGAAGAAGAAGAUCGAUAACGUCCAGACGUUCAAAUUUUCGAAGCCUAUGCCUCCAGCGCCCAAAGUCGAUGUCGAAACCCACCUGAGAAGUGUUCAGUCAUUAGGGUGUGAGAGUUCGAAGCCGUGGCCGUCGUACGACAAGGUGAGAAGAGGUUAUGAGUGUGAUCGCCUCCAUCUGAAUGGUACGUACUUGACACCUCCCAGACCAUCCAUUUGUGGUCAACAGAGAUGCCGCAGUCCAAUUCGAAACCUUGGUGAGCCUAUUGUGCCGGGCCGGCCACGGUACUAG
Lithohypha guttulata is the source of this 2259-nucleotide messenger RNA. RefSeq lists its product as uncharacterized. The coding region runs from base 1 to 2259 and encodes 752 amino acids. The transcript has a single exon. Lineage: Eukaryota; Fungi; Ascomycota; Eurotiomycetes; Chaetothyriales; Trichomeriaceae. The record is from RefSeq and is a predicted model, not a curated record.